This is a messenger RNA of Leptosia nina, 2547 nucleotides long. The record is from the annotation of a GenBank genome assembly. Lineage: Eukaryota; Metazoa; Arthropoda; Insecta; Lepidoptera; Pieridae.
AUGAUAGUUGACUUACAAUGGUGGCUUCAGACAAGCCCUUACUGGGUAAUCAAUGGUCUCAUAAAGAGCGGUAAUAAGGUGUUAGGAUUAUGGCUUCCGGUCCCACGUGAACAUCCUGGUUUGAUUGUGCCGGGCAUUCGUUUAUGGCACAACAAUGCAUCGGCGUCCGAGUCGACCCGCGUCGCGCUCCAUACCGUCGCACGUUUUCAAAACAAAUUCAACUUUUCAAUUGUUCCAAUUCUAAAAGUUCAUUACAAAACGAUCAAACAGUACGCAGUAUUCGCAAACAUCGGAUGGCCGGGGCCGCAACGUAACAUGAACAAGCUAUCAUUUUAUCUUCUUACACUAAUCACUGUUACCGUAGCUGUUCAUUUCCCAACGAAUCCAACUUCAGAAAUGUCAGCAGAUGAUAAAAACAUGGGUAGAACAAAUAAAACAUAUGAUCAAUCCGAAGAGAGUCACGAAAUAGAAAUUGAAGGCGAAGAAAUUAAAGACAAGAAAUUCUUAGAUGAAGCAAUGAAAACAGUAUUGGACCCGGAUACAGUGAUAAUAAAAAAUGAUGAUGAUAAUUUUAAGAUACAGCUAGAGGAAUUAAAAAGAGAAAAUGUAACUCUUGAAGUCUUCAUGGAGGAGAUGGACAAGUUAAGUUUGGAAGCAUGCAGAACUUCUCAAGACGCUUUGUGGGACUACGUAACCGACACUAUUAGUGAACUAAAGAAGAAUAGAAUGGUACAUAUUGCUGCUGAAGAGGACGAAAUUAAAAAACAGUAUUGGAACAUAAUAAAAAGCAAAUACCUCGAUGAAGCUUAUAAUACUAACGACCAAGAGCUAAAACGAAAAUUACGUAUCAUUAAAGAGAGAGGAACAAAUGUUCAAAUGCCUCAAAGUAAACAAAGGGAAGAAAUUGAUACCAUGCAACGCAUUUGGAGCCGCGUUACGGUCUGCAUGUACAAUACAACCACGUGCAACAGCGAAGAUAGCAGCAUAACUAUGAAUGAUGUGAUAGCAAUAUUUAAGAUAAGCAAUAAUUCUGAAGAGCUAAAGUAUUACUGGAAAGCGUACAGAGAUGCAACAGGGAGGAAAGUAAGACCCAUCUUCAAAGACUACAUAGUACGAAUGAAUAAUGUAGCUGAAUCAGAAAAUUUUAAGGACGCAGGUGAUAUGUGGAGAUACAAUUUCGAAGACGAUGACUUUGUCAACACAGUUGAAAGAGUUUGGAAAGAAGUAAAGCCCCUGUAUAACCUAAUUCACAGUUACGUACGAGUUAAAUUGAAAGCGCUUUAUAAAAAUGAAUUAUUAGAUGAUAAUGGGUUAAUACCAGGGCAUAUUUUGGGUAACCUUUGGGCGCAGGAGUGGCAACCAAUAUAUUCCAGUGUAGCUCCAUACCCAGACAUUAAGCGAGCUAGAAUAGAUAAGAGCUAUGAAGUAUACGCUAAGAAUUUAUUCGAUACUGUAGAUGAAUAUCAUCAGUCACUAGGAUUUGAAAGCGCAAACGAUGCAUACCAGGAUAUUAAAGAAGUUCCUACUACCGCUAACUGCUUGCCAUCUAGCCACGAUAUGUGUGAUGGUGUAAACUAUAAAAUAAAAUGGUGUGGAGAAAAAGUGACCGAUGUUGCGGUUGGCUUAUCACGUGCAGCAAGAUUGUUGGGCCAUGUGCAGUAUUUCCGACACUACAAACAUCUACAACCAUUGUUCAGAGAUGGACCAAAUCCUGCUUUUCACGACGCUAUUAGCGACAUAGUUGCGAUCCAACUGACUUCGCCACGUCACUUGAGGUCUUUGGAUUUCGUUAAAGUGGACGACUGUCCAGAAGCUACCAUGAACCAUCUCUUAUGGCUGGCGCUGGAGAAGUUUCCUCUCAUGGGAUACGCCUAUGCGCUUGAUAAAUGGCGAUGGGACGUCUUCGCCAAUACUAGUAUGGAGAAUUUGAACCAACAUUGGUGGAAUAUAAGAAUAAGAGAGACGAGAAUUUCUCCUCCUGUUCUUCGUAAUGAGAGUGAUUUAGACCCAGCUUCGAAGUACCAUGUAGUGUCACACGUCCAAUAUAUUACAUACCUCAUAUCGCACAUACUGGAGUUUCAAAUUCUACAUUCAUUAUGCAAAACGGUAAACCAUACAGGUCCUCUGCACGACUGUUCCAUAUACGGAAGGAAGGAAGCGGGAAAACUGCUCAGUGACGGAAUGGCCCUCGGGGCUAGCGAAAAUUGGAGAACUGUUCUGAAAACCAUCACUGGGGAGACAGAAUUGUCUACAGCUGGAAUCUUGGAAUACUUUUCCCCCCUUCACACAUUCCUGAUAGAAGAAACUGCAAAACUUGAUAAUGCUGAUGAUGACAUGGACAAAAGUGCACCUAUAAUUGUAGGAAUCAUUGUAAUUAUCUUAACAAUUCUGAUGUUUGUACUAUAUUGUAUUAGAAAACGAGAUGCUGUAAGUAAAUUGAUGUCUAUAUGUGGUCUAAGUAAAAACGGCUCUCUCGAUAUCGCUACGAACGACAUAUCCCAAAACAAAUCCAACGAAGUUCAAGGAAUCAGCGAAGACAAAGUUUAA